Venustampulla echinocandica is the source of this 2448-nucleotide messenger RNA. RefSeq lists its product as uncharacterized. The transcript has 3 exons. Bases 1 to 2448 code for a protein of 815 amino acids. The record is from RefSeq and is a predicted model, not a curated record. Lineage: Eukaryota; Fungi; Ascomycota; Leotiomycetes; Helotiales; Pleuroascaceae.
AUGCCUUUCUUCACAAAACGAAAGAAGUCGAAUGCGACAAUGCCAGAUACAGCACCCUCCAAGCGCCGAAAGACUAAAAGCACUCUCGCGAUGACUCGCUCCCAAGUGGUAUCAUGGCCUGCGCACCUGCUGCCCGUCGAAAUCUUUACGCUGAUCGUCGCGUUCCUCCCCCGUUCGAGCAUCCAGAAUAUGCGCCUGGUCAAUAAGGAGUUUGAGGAGAAGGUUUCUGAGUAUCUCUUCAAGGCGGUGGUUGUGCCCUUCAGUCCAGAGCUGUAUGGCAUUGCCACCAACCCAUCCCUCGGAGGAGAUUCGGAAGCCACAGAUUGCAAGCCACCUCCAGGCUCUGUCAUGCUGCAGGAUAAGGGUAUGAGGGUAUUUGAAGGAUUUGGUACACGAAUCCGCAAAUUCGCAAUGAGCUUCGAGUUCGACGAGCACAAUUUAGCUUAUCCACCGAUUAAGAGCGACCAGGAGGCAAUUACCUCGUUCUGGGGCAUCUACCGCUGGCCUUAUAAGAGAUACAACCGAUACGCUCAGUUGGAGGGCUUGGAGCAGACUGCUGAUGAGACGCGGACCAUGGCGAAGGCUUUCAGAUUCAUCAAAUGCGCAAAGGAGCUGGGUCUUUCCAUCGAUGGAGGCUUGGGAUGGCUCGCCGGUCCGGAUACAAAUCAGAAGGUCGUUGCGCGCGGUGAGAAACUUGCUGUGUUUGGGCAGAAUCAGUUCGUUCCGGAGCCUAAACCAAUUCAUGUGAAAGCUGGAAAAUCUUCAAAGUCAUCAUCUGCCUCUCGGGGUCGCGAUAGUACAUACCUGAACUAUGAGCGCAUGUUGACAGAAGCUGGAUAUAGCGGAGAGAGCCUUGAGUCUUCUAUUCGUAUGAUGAUCGAGACAGAAGAGUCGAUCGACUUGGCUACUCUUUUCACAACUCCUUACGAAGAUCUCGCAAACAGCCUGCCUCCGCGUAGCCUCCGCCUUAGUAGGACUUUUGCGAGGAGCAUUGAGGAUGGUACUCUUGACUUGUCUGCUAUGGGAGUAGUCGAUCCCGACCCCUUGGCACUAGUCGUCCCGGAUGUCGUCAAUAUUCGACCACAGACUGUGCCAAUGGAAACCUGGGUGCGAGCAGUUUAUCGAACAAAAGAUGACAAGGAGAAGCAGGAAAACCACUCUCUAAAGCCCAAUGAUCUUACAACCGGACAGAAGGAGAUGUUGCUCGAGAUAGAGUGGGCUCAAGCCGCUUUUAUGCAGUCAUAUGUGAUCGCGGUCAUCGAUAACCCUUUUACGUUCAAGGACAUUACGACGCUUACUAUCGCCCGCCUUCCAUAUCGGCAUCUGCCUGUCCUUCGACGCGGUGACUUCUGGGAUAGCCUGGCACAGCUCAAGUCACUCUCGUUGGCGAUUAUUCCUGAUUGGCGUGAGGUUGUUAAGCUUCCGACGAGUUGGGUUCAGGAUCACAAGCUUUCCCCUACACAAUCGGUGCAUGGUGUUUAUCAGCUUUUGCAGGAACAUAUCGCCCACCGAAAGAAUAUCACAAGUCUCCAUUUCGAAUGGCUUUGUGGUGGGGAAUAUGCACCUGGCAUGUUCUCGCGCAAUCAGCAUAUCUUGCCAGCACCCUUGGUUCCUACGGCUAUGGACAUGGUCAACCGAAGCCAUUCGCCACAGGUCUUGAGGCUUCCUUUUGUGAAGCACCUGUCCUUGAAAAACUGCUGGAUUAGCCCCCAUAUCAUGAGCAGCUUCUGCUUUUCCCUGAAAGGAUUCCGCGCAGAGAGUAUCAGCUUCGAUUCCGUCUCCUUGACCGCACCUAUCCCUCUAAAUGAACAGCCCGCCCCAAUCAAUGCCGGUGCACACAUUGUAUUAGGCCCAAACCCCGCCGCGAACCUUGCUUUGGGAGUUGCCCAGCAUCUCGCAGCCGGCAACCAGAUAGUACCGGUCGCCGGUGCUCCAGCGCAUCCUCACCCUCCCCAUGGUCCACCAGGUGAUGACUUGAGUUGGCUUCAACCACGCCAGGGCUCCUGGUCUCAUCUCAUCGACCUCAUCUCACCGGGUAUCACCCUUGCAGACCACCGUUACUCCUUCGACAUCGGCCCGGAACCACCUAUUCCACCACCCACCAAACUCACCAAGCUAGAAUUCAAGUCCUGCGGCUACGUCCGGCUUCCUCUUGGCUUCGACCAGACAGCACUUGGUGUUCCAGAGGCUCAGGGUCACGUAACGGGCCCGGCUGCUCAGCGAUACGGCGAGAUUGACCCUUACAUGAUGAAGACAAACGAUGCUGCCCUCGGCAUUAUCAUGAAUUAUAUGUCGCCAAAGGAGGAGGCCACGCUUGAGAAUGCCUGGAAUAUGAGUGUGUUCUGGGGCCCGUCUCGUGCUCGAUUGGCCGAGGAAUCAAGACUUGAUGGUGUUGUUAGUCCGGGUGAUGGCAGAUUUGAUGGGGUUAUUGAAGGUUUUCAGGAUUGA